GGUGGUGUUUGCAGUCAGAGAGUCAAAGGCAAGUGAAGGUGGAAGGAGAAACCGAGUGGCGGAGCGCAGGCAGACAAGCCGCCGCAGACAAGACAGACGAAGCGACGCACGGACAGAGGCACAAAAGAGCUGUGGUGGCACAGUGGUUAGAAUGAAGUAUUACAGGUUAAUUCACAGUCCAACUCAAGGUUGAAUCACCUUCCAUCUUCCAAGGUGCCAUGACAGAACUCCAGGAAGUGCAAAUCACUGAAGAAAAGCCACUACUGCGAGCCCCGGGAGCACCUGAUCCAGGCAGGAAACACACAGUGGAGACACCUUAUGGGGUUGUGACCAUCACCAUCCAUGGGACACCCAAGCCCAAACGUCCAGCUAUCCUCACCUAUCAUGAUGUGGGACAAAAUCAUCAUUCGUGCUUCGACACUCUCUUCCACUAUGAGGACAUGCAAGAGAUCAUAAAGAACUUCGUGGUGAUACAUGUGGACGCACCUGGCAUGGAGGAGGGGGCCCCGGCCUUCCCUCUGGGAUAUCAGUAUCCUUCUCUGGACCAGCUGGCUGACAUGAUCCCCUGUAUCUUGCAAUAUGUCAACUUCACCAGCAUCAUUGGAAUUGGAGUUGGAGCUGGAGCAUAUAUCUUGGCACGCUAUAGUCUCUCCCAUGCAGACACUGUGGAGGGGUUGGUUCUGAUAAACAUUGACCCCAAUGCCAAGGGCUGGAUGGAUUGGGCUGCUCAUAAGCUUACUGGCCUCACCUCCUCCAUUUCUGAGAUGAUCCUAGGACAUCUCUUCAGCCAGGAGGAACUUUCCAAGAACACUGAGAUGGUGCAACAACAACGGGAUAUCCUGAGUCAUGCUACAAAUUUACCCAACAUUCAACUCUACUGGAGUAGUUACAACAGCCGCAGAGAUUUGAGCUUGGAACGUGGAGGGGAUACCACAUUCAAAUGUCCUAUCAUGCUGGUGGUGGGAGACCAGGCUCCGCAUGAAGAUGCUGUGGUGGAGUGCAAUUCUAAACUGGAUCCCACCCAGACCUCUUUCCUCAAGAUGGCUGAUUCAGGAGGACAACCACAGCUGACACAACCUGGAAAACUGACAGAGGCAUUCAAAUACUUUGUGCAAGGAAUGGGUUAUAUGGCCUCAUCUUGCAUGACGCGCCUCUCUCGCUCCCGCACCGCCUCUCUGUCCAGCGCCACCUCCGGGGAUGGGAAUCGCUCCCGGUCUCGCACCCUGUCCCAGAGCAGCGAGGCAGGAGCCCCACAGCCACCUGCCCCCACCAUGGAGGUGUCCUGCUGAGCUCCAGGCCAGGGGAUGAGACCGCCUCCCACCUCUGAACAGGACUCCUUCUGCUAUCCCACAAUGCACUCCGGCCACUGGGCCAGGUGACAAUCUCCCCUAACGGUACUAAAAGUCCAAGGAGGCCCAGAUGGGAUGCAACUUUACUCUUUUUAAAACAAACAUUAACUCCCCCAACCUUUAAAUCCAGCACAUCAUAUCCACCUUCCUUACCAACCUUGCCUUCCUUUCUCUCAUAACUUAAAGCUAGUGUUGUCUGCCUUUGGUAUCUAUAGUGAUCCUCAGUACCUAGGGAGGUAUGGAUGGAAGACUACACGUUUUCUAAAUUAUCAGAUAAUCAAUAUCUCCUCUGAUGUUUCUCUUUGCCCUCUAAUUCUCUUGCACAUUUAGCUUCCUUGAUAUAGGAGAUUUGGAUUAUCAUUGGGCUUUGGUUUUUCCCCCCCUGUAUAAUCAUAACUAACCCAUGUUCCUUCCCCUAAAUCUUUAGUGAUAUAUUCUUGGAGUAGCCGGAUGGCAUCUUAUUGCCUUGCUAGCUCUCUUUUGUCCCCUCUGGAGUGUACAUAGGAGGAAAAUAAAAAUAAAAAGCAGGACCUCACAAGUGAGACGCACAAGCCCCAGUAAGGACUUGACUUGCUACUAUCAUGCUAACCUAAUGCUCCCAAACAAGAGUUGUUUUUCCUCUACCCAACUCAUUUUUACCCUUGUACUUGUCUGGCUUGGUCUCAUCUGUCCUGAUUCCAUCUAUCUAAAUGGUCUUUGAAGUUCUGGUUCCUUCCAGGGGCUUAGACCUGGUUUUUUUUCAUUUACCUUUUAAAAUAAAACUAGAUUGUUCAUUCCUCUCCCCUCCUCUAUGAUCUCUCUCUUGGCUUUUAUUUUAUAGCUUUCCCUCCUGUGCAUAUACUGUUCCCUGAUCAAAGGCUACAUUUCCUCUUUUUGGUCUCCCUUCCCUUCCACUUUCAUAGAUGGUAGCUGCUUUGUGGUGUGCAUGCACAGUUCCUGCUAAGAUAGCAACUGUUUUCUGUGAUUGGGGCAUUGGGAGGCUGGGCAAGAUUGAAAUGGGGGGCACUGGGGAGGGUGGGAUUGUUCCUUUUGGGAAAUGCUGGGGGCAGUGGGAAGCUUGAGACAGAUUGCACUGUUGCAGCGGUGGCAGGCACAAAUGACAAUAGCCAAUGAGUCUAUGGUUUCACAUAAGGCAGGGGUCUUCAAACUUGACAGCUUUAGGACUUGUGGACUUCAACUCCCAGAACUUCUCCUUCAGUCAUGUUAGCUCAGGAGGUCUGGGAUUGAAGUCCACAAGUCUUAAACUUGCCAAGUUUGAAGACCCUUGACAUAAGGAGAUAAAAGGAGGAGACUCCAACUGUUAUUGGCUGUGGGGGGGGGGGGGUUCUUUGCACCAAGCGCUGAUUUAGUGGGUUCUGGCUGUUGGCUUUGAGCAGGGCUCCUGUAGUACCAUGGAGGAGGAACUCUUGUAAUCGGAUUCUGACUGUAUCAGUUCUUUGAAUGUUACCAACUGUAUUAAAGACUUACAUGCUUAGAUGUUGUUUGCCAUGUUGAUCUCACAAAAUAAGGAAUGCAUGAUGUUUUAAGGGGUCAAACUUCUAACUUUGGACCAGCUGUUGAAGUUGGGGGUAUCGAUAUGUAAGGUUUUGAGUGGUAUACAGUCUUGAACAGGGUCAUAAGCCUCCAGUGGAACCAAAAAGGUAUUGGUCCAACUAGAAGAUAUCUUACUUAUUCCCUAACCUGAACAGGCACUGGGAGUUAAUUGCUCAGUUGCUUAUAAAAGGGGGCAUUGUUUGAAAAGGACUCCAGCUGGAGUUUUAACUCCCACAUGUAAUGGGAUCCUUGUAUUUGAGAAUGUGUGGGCUCUGCUUUAUUUUUCCCAGAGCAGUCAAUGGUGAAUCCCUACUCUUAACAAUAAAAAUCUCUAGAGGAA
This is a messenger RNA of Notechis scutatus (mainland tiger snake), 3222 nucleotides long. The record is from RefSeq and is a predicted model, not a curated record. NCBI's taxonomy places the organism in Eukaryota, Metazoa, Chordata, Lepidosauria, Squamata, Elapidae.